Molecule: messenger RNA, 1353 nt
Organism: Lichtheimia ornata
Lineage: Eukaryota; Fungi; Mucoromycota; Mucoromycetes; Mucorales; Lichtheimiaceae
Exons: 11
Coding region: 1-1353 (450 amino acids)
Biological process (GO): regulation of gene expression
Cellular component (GO): Rpd3L-Expanded complex; nucleus; Rpd3L complex
Molecular function (GO): histone binding
Source: RefSeq, a predicted model, not a curated record
AUGACGCACGACUUGAAUUCUCGACAGCAACAAGAGGUUGAAAAGCUCAUCAACGAAGAGUACAAGACUUGGAAAAAGAACUCGCCUUUCCUAUACGAUCUGUUGAUCUCUCACGCACUUGAAUGGCCAAGUCUAACGUGUCAAUGGUUCCCCGAAGUAGAAAAGUUUCCUGACAACAAUUUCAAGAUUCAGCGUCUCCUGUUAGGAACCCAUACGAACGAUGACGAUCGCAACUACGUGCAGAUUGCCACAGUGAGACUACCAAACGAUGAGCAAGUCCUCAACGGCAAGUCAACAACGGAUGAUACAGCAAUGGAAGAAGAUGAUGAUUCCAACGCCAAUGGCACAGCACCCUAUGACGCCCAUAUCAAGAUUGAACAAAAGAUUGUACAUGAAGGCGAGGUCAAUCGUGCACGUUAUCAAGUGGAUAAUACGGAUAUCAUUGCAACCAAGUCGAGAACGGGAGAGGUGUACAUCUUUGAUCGGAAACAAUAUGGUCAAACGCCAAGAGUAUUUGAACGCUUCAAUCCCACAUUCAAACUAUCAGGCCACGAUAAGGAAGGUUAUGGUCUGGCAUGGAAUCCACACAAAGCCAAAUCGACCCAUUUAAUCAGUGGUAGUUUUGAUUCACGCGUGUGUUAUUGGGAUAUUGCUGCAGCAUCAAAGGAGAACAAAGAAAUCGAGCCGCUAAAUGUAUACAAUGGUCACACUGCUCCUGUAGAGGACGUGGCAUGGCAUCCAAAGUAUGAGACGAUAUUUGCAUCGGUUGGUGAUGAUUGCAAGUUGAUGAUAUGGGAUGCUCGAAACAAGUCGACCGAUACGCCAAUUCACGACAUUUAUGCGCAUAAUGCUGGUAUCAACUGCGUUGGCUUCUGCCCUAAUAGUGAAUGGGUCCUUGCCACUGGUUCUGGUGAUCAGACUGCAGCAUUGUGGGAUUUACGUAAUCCAAAACACAAGCUCCAUGAAUUACAAGGACAUCAAGGUGAAAUUCUUCAACUUGCAUGGUCACCCCAUCACGAGUCGGUGCUUGCUACUGCUGGAAAUGAUCGACGGGUAUUGGUUUGGGAUUUAUCAAGGAUAGGACAAGAAAUGUCACCAGCAGAAGCUGAGGAUGGUCCUCCUGAAUUACUGUUUAUGCAUGGAGGUCACACCAACAAGAUUUCCGACUUUGGCUGGAACCCAGUAGAUCCCUGGAUGUUGGCAAGUGCAGCUGAGGAUAACAUUGUCCAAGUUUGGCAAAUGGCAAGUACAAUCUAUGAGCCUGAAUCUGCAACCAAGGAGGAGGAUAAGAAAGAAGAAGAACAAGAACCUAAAAAGGAUGAAAGUGGAGAUGUACCAAUGGCUGAACAAUAA